Messenger RNA from Chelonoidis abingdonii (Abingdon island giant tortoise), 1344 nucleotides. The record is from RefSeq and is a predicted model, not a curated record. Lineage: Eukaryota; Metazoa; Chordata; Testudines; Testudinidae.
AUGACUUCAUUGGGCUUUGAAUCAGGUAUUAGGAACUUAGUGGAUCCUGUAGAUGCUUUUGUAGUGACAAUAAGUGUGGAGGAAAUUACUGGGUUUCACUUGGGAGCUCUUUUGUGGGGAGUUCCAAAAGACUCUGUUAGCAGAGGAUAUGGGGAGGUGAUAUAUUUAGAGAACAUCCAAAUGAAAGUAGAUAAAUUUUUAAUCUGUUUAUCAAGUUUCUGUUUCACGGCAGGAGUUAUCUAUACUGCAGAUGUCCUUGACCGAGAGACAACCAAAUCCUAUUGGCUAACAGUGUAUGCGACUGAUCGUGGUGUCGUCCCACUUUAUGCUACCAUCGAGGUCUAUCUUGAAGUUGAAGAUGUGAAUGACAAUGCCCCUCUGACCUCUGAACCCAUUUAUUAUCCAGCUGUCAUGGAAAACUCCCCUAAGGAUGUAUCCGUCAUUCACAUCCAGGCCCAAGAUCCCGACACCAGCACCAGUGAAAAACUGACCUACAGGAUUACAAGUGGGAACCCUCAGAACUUCUUUGCUAUCUAUCCAAAAACAGGUCUGAUUACGACAACAUCAAGAAAAUUGGAUCGAGAACAGCAGGCAGAGCAUUUUCUUGAGGUGACGGUCACAGAUGGAGGCAUCUCUCCCAAGCAAUCUACUGUUUGGGUGGUGGUUCAAGUUCUGGAUGAAAAUGAUAACAAGCCUCAGUUUCCAGAGAAAGUCUAUCAGAUCAAGUUGCCUGAGAGGGACCGCAAGAAAAGAGGGGAGCCAAUCUACAGAGCUUUUGCAUUUGACAAAGAUGAAGGACCGAAUGCAGAAAUUUCCUACAGCAUCGUGGAUGGAAAUGAUGAUGGGAAAUUUUUUAUUGACCCUAAAACCGGGAUGGUUUCUUCCAGAAAGCAAUUCUCAGCAGGGAAUUAUGACAUCUUAACAAUAAAAGCAGUGGACAACGGACGACCCCAGAAGUCUUCAACUGCGCGCCUCCAUAUUGAGUGGAUUAAGAAACCCGUACCCUCACCUGUAUCACUGACUUUCAGUGAGCCCUUCUACAACUUCACCGUCAUGGAAAGCGAUAGAGUGACAGAAAUUGUGGGAGUGGUCUCUGUGCAACCCGCUAACAUACCUUUGUGGUUUGAUGUAGUCGGUGGCAAGCAUGCUCGAGAGAUGUUCUAUAUUCUACAGACAGCUUGUGGGCAGAACUGUUCAACAGAAGGAGGGAAUUUCGAUAGUUCUUUCGACACUGAGAAGGGCGUGGGCACUAUUGUCAUUGCAAAGCCCUUGGAUGCAGAGCAGAGGUCAAUAUAUAACAUGACUGUGGAGGUCACCGAUGGAACAAAUGUUGCAACCACUCAG